GUCUGAAGCAUACACGUAGCACAAACUGUCAGCACUGUCGUGAGUCACGGUGACAAAAGGGGACCGAAUGAAAGCUUGUACUUUUGUAUUGCUCCUGAGUUUGUGUGAACUGGUGACGGGAGACAAGUUUGGGUCUAAAGACAGUGAAUUCCGGACAAGUACGAUCGUCCUUCUUAUUGUUGGAAUCGUCCUUGGCGUUUCUCAUAUUAUUUGCUGGUCAGUAUCAUGCGUCAAAGCUAUAAAAGACCGUGCAGCCAUCAAACAACGGAAUAAGAUUAUUCGUCAAGCCACGGAAUUUAAACGAGCACCUCACAACUUUAUAUUGUCAAAGUUUUCCCAAUUACAUGGUUCACUGCGAAGUAGCAAAACGACUUUGUCGUCAUCGGAUUGGAAACCCGGCUUUCUAAGACAGACAAAAAGAAGUUCGGACAGCUAUUGGCUUAGUCACCCAGAAGUGUUUUUUGACGACAUGCACAGCCACCAGUUUUCCGCGUCCACUUUCGUUGCGCUUUCUGAUCCCCAAUGGUAUCGAAAUGCUCGGAAUAUACUCCAGCUGGGUGAAGAAGGAGCUGGGGAACAACUUUCACAAACUUCGUCAACUAACAGAAACCCUCUUCCAGCUACUCAAACUGUCCCAAUGCCAUCUACGCACCUGUCUUCAUCGAAUGCCCGUCACGCAAACUGGAAAGCAGUUAAGCCCGAUCAAGUGGACAGUGAACCGUCAGGCUAACACACCCUGUCCCUUCACCGAAUCAGCGGGGUAAAAACAUGAAGACAGAUCUCCAUCCUGGAUCUUUUUCAUGCGAUCAUUCAUACCGUGGGUGUCGGCUGUGGAUGAGAUUUGGUUGAACGAACCCGACUGCUUAUCGACACGAAUUCCCGCGGAUGCAAACAAAAGCUGCUUCAUCUCCUUUGUUUUGGGCACGAUUUUGCACCGUGACAAAUAUUCCCAAAUGAUAUCCCUUGGAGCACUGUACACCACUUCCCUGCAAGGUUGUAGAUAAGAAAUUGAGAAUAUCAUAAAGAAGUCAAUUACAGAAAUGUGGCAAUCGAGGGAACUCAAUUCGAAAUUUUUUAUUACUUCUAUCAUUUUGUCGUCUAUUCAAUAACAAUUUUAGUUUAGACCACCCACUAGUAAAAUAUAACUAAUAGAAGUCUAUUGGGUUAACUAUUUGAAAAUUUAUUUGAGCCUUUCUUAGGCUCAUAACAUGAGUGUUAACAGCA
Messenger RNA from Opisthorchis viverrini, 1224 nucleotides. RefSeq lists its product as hypothetical. The transcript is spliced from 3 exons. The record is from RefSeq and is a predicted model, not a curated record. The coding region runs from base 68 to 730 and encodes 220 amino acids. NCBI's taxonomy places the organism in Eukaryota, Metazoa, Platyhelminthes, Trematoda, Opisthorchiida, Opisthorchiidae.